AUGAACCACAACGGUGUGGCUGAGGGGGAAGACGGCAGCGCCGGUGCCGACACCGCCGCUGCCGUGCCUGUGAACGACACGCUGCUGUACCACCAGACUUUGAUUCCCACGCAGAAGGUUACCCACGCCAUCGAGGGCUCCUUCACCCUGCCAGACGCGAAUGAUCUCGUUCUGAUCCGCCACAAUGUGCUCGAGCUCUGGCGACUCUACGCAGAGGACGCCAACGGCGGUGUGGAGUGUGUUUGCCGCACCCCUUUGAUGUCGGCCGUGUACACUGCAGUGGCAGUGCCGACGAGCGCCUCCUCGAUGGCGAAGGCCAGUGGCGCGAACAGUGCCACGACGCUGGGGAACAGUACUGCCGGCGUACUCGACGACACGACUACCACGGCGCACCGCAGCGGCUUACACUACCUCGCCCUGACGAGUGAGACUGGCUACGUGACGCUGCUGCGGUACCAGCUGGAUGAGCCUCCAGUGCCAACACGCCUGUUCUAUGGCGACGACAGCGAAGAUGGCAACGAAGACAAUGGUGGGAAUGGUGGCGCUAGUGGCGGUGCCACGAUGCUCGUGACCACGUCCUUGAAGGGCCGCUUCAUCAAGGUGAGCGAGGUGUGCCUUGGCCGGAGCGGGGCGCGGCUGACCGUCCCUGGCGCCCGCAUGGCAGUCGACCCAGCCGGGACGGCGCUCCUAGUCACUGCGCUCAUGCGCACCAAGACGCUGGUGCCCAUCACCGCGAAUGAAACCUGGGACCCAGUCAAGGGCGUUAACGCCGGGCAAGACGACGACGACGACGACGCAGACAGCGAUGCUGACGGCGAUGACGAAGAGGAGGACAAUGACGACGAUGUCGGUGUGCACCAGCGCCGCGGCCCGGUGACGGGUCGUGAGCUUCGGGCCGCCCGGCGCCGGCGGGUGGCCAAAGCGCGACGGGCCAACGGCGCCAUCAGCCUCGGCACGCCGAUUGAGGUGCAGCGCCAGACUGUCCUGUACUCUGCCUGCGCCCUCGACGGCUACCUCGAUCACGCUGUGUUUGCCGUACUUGAGGAAGAGAUCGUCGAGGCACGUGACGGCACUGCCACUGCCGCAGGCGAGGCGGGUGGUGGCACAUUCCUCAAGAGCAUCGGUCAAGGCCUAGAGGGGGUUGUUCAGCACCGCAAGCACUUUGUGCUCUACGCCUACGUGCCGAGCCUGAAGCAGGUGCAGCGGACACAACUCGUGCACGUUCCAGCGACGGCGCACCGGCUCAUCGCCGUCCCUGCCGCCCCGUACGGACCAGGCGGUGUUCUUGUCUGCACGGACACGGAGCUAAUCUGGUACGAUGUGUCCGCCUCACAGCAGCAGCAGAGCUCGGCAGCGGCGGCGAAUGGCCGCGUCGGCGUCUUCAAGUGCACAUACGCCUUUCCGCGCCGCCUUGACUGCACGGAGAUCCUGUACGACCCCUCUAUCAUCCAACACACGCUGACCUGCUUCGGUCGCCGCUUCUUCAUGUUGCUGCAAGAUGAGCAGGGCGAUGUGUACCGCGUCUUCUUGGAGGCUGGCGACGUACAGCGCGCCUACGAGGCCCUUAGGACGCGCGAGUUGGCCCAGGCAAACCCAGAGCUCUUCCUGCAGCAGCAGCUAGCGGCUAACGGCGGUGCUGCGCCAGCCGCGGCGCUGCCGCCCGUGCCGAACCCGCUGUCGGUGCACUACUUCGACACGCUGCCGCCAUCGUCGGCCAUGGCGCUCUUCCGACGCGGUUUUCUCUUCAUUGGCAACGAGGCAGGCCCGCUGCAUGGGCUGUACAAGAUCAAGAGCAACGGCUACACGGCAGAUCGCGACUACAUCGUGAAGCGCGUGCGGCGGGAGCGGGCACUAGCGAUGGCGCCGUCGAUGGCGUCGUCGCGUAAGGCGGAGAAGGUGAAGGCAGAGGGGGCGGACAGCGCCACGCAGAAGGAAGGCGACAGCGGCGAUCGCAAGCGCCCGCGCGCUGCGGAAGCGGCCGGUGCUGCCGUCAAGUCGGAGCCACAGGACGACCCGACGGCGCCGGCAACAAGCCGCGACAGCGCCGCGUCGGCCACGCUUCCACGCGUCAAGGAGGAGCAGGCCGAUGAUGACGGAGAUAAGCAGGCGUCGGCUGCAGCUGGCGCCGUCGCCAUGCGACCACCAGCCCCCUCCACAGCCGCUGCGCCGUCUUUCAAAACUCCGACGGAGGUGCGCGUUAUCAAGGUCUACCAGCCACACCGUCGUCCUCAGCAUGUCGUGCAGCUACAGACCCUUCCGAACACUCCAACCAUCACCAGCUUCACCUCCCAUCUCACCUCCUCCACCUCGGCUGCAGCUACGGCAUCGAACGGUGCUGACCACCCAAGCAACUUUGGUGGCGGGCCGUCGCCGGCACCGGUGACGGAGCAAUCAAGUGAGCAGCCGGAGAUCUACUUCAGCUACGUCGGCGGACGUGGUGGCGAGAGCGUGCUCGUGCAGGCCCGUUACGGCUACGCCGCGAAGCUAGAAGGUCGCCAGCUUCUCCCAACCGUCUUCAGCUCUGUCAUCCCGCUUCCCUCUGCGCUCUCGAUGCAGUCCAUGGCACGCCAGCAGCAGGCUGCCAUCGAAGCAGCCGCGGCUGCAGCCGUGAAGCGAAGGGCGGACGAGAAGACGCUAAGGGGCACCGGCGGUGCGGCGCGCCAGCAUGCGCAGCGCUUGAAGGCACUUCGGCAGCUCGCUGCAACCGUCAGCGGCGCACGCGACCAGGUGUGCACCGACCGUGUGCUGCUGUGCACGCGCCAGGGCACGACGGUGUACCGCAUCGGCAGUACGGUCGAGCAGGACACUGCCUCGUCUUUCAUUACUGCGGAGCGGACGCUUGCCGCGACGACUCUGCAGUAUGGCUGCGGCUAUGUGCAGGUCACUCCGCGCGGGAUAAGUGUGCUGAGCUGCAGUGACACCGCCGCAGGUGGCAGAAGAGUGCACGACACCGGCGAUACUGUGGGGGCAGUAACCGUCGUGCCAGCUAGCUGGACGCAUCCGCAUGGCAACACCGUCCUCGCUGCCGCAGUGACCCCGACGACGGUACUGCUCUCGUUUCAUCAACGCGGCGGCAUCGCCAGCUUUGACUUUGGCCUGGCAGGCACGGAGCUGCAGCAGCGCGACGUUCUUCCCACCUUCCCACUGGCCCCUGUUGUGGCCCUGCUGCAGCCGCCGGCGAGCACCGUGUCGACAGCUCUCCAGCGCGAACUGCAGGCGCUCUUGUGGAACCCUAGUGCCGCGUCGCCGAGCUCGGCAGCGGCGGCAGCGGCAGCCUCGGCAGCAACGGCAGCGGCAGCGGCGCUGACGGAGCAACUCGCGGCCAUCGCGACGGUGAACCAGGAAGUGUACCUCGUACACCCCCGCAAGCUGCGAGAGCCCCUGGAGAAGAUCACGUGUCGACGCAGCGGCAGCGUGGACGCCGGCUCGCAAUCGGCUGCAGAGGUGACUAUCACCUCUCUCCUCUUGACGUACCUGGGCGACACUCGAGGCGGCAGUGACGCAGCGGCGGCACUUAUCGGUGGCGCGGGCCCGCGCAGCGGCAGAGGCGCCAGCCGCGCGCGUGGUGGGGUGGCCGCCGCGGCAGGGCGACGCCAGUUAUUCCUGUUUGUUGGUCAUAGCGACGGCGUAGUGACGCGGUGUGAACUGAACCCGUCGUCCGCCAAAGUGACGGCAACGGCGGAGUUGUGGUGUGGCUCCCGCCCGUGCCAGCUUGUCGCGGGCGACGGCGAGACUUUCUGCUACGUCGUCUCGGGCGAGCGCACGUGGCGGUGCGAGGUGCAGGAUAGGACGGUCAGAAUGGCGCCGUACAGCUUUCCAACGCGGCCGACCUCGUUUGCGCGGUUUGUGCUCCCGUCGCGGGUCAGCUCCGCCGCCGCGAACGGCAGCGACUCGGCAACCCCGGGCGCGCAGGGCAGCACAAACGAGCAGGACGAGGACCCCCUUGCCGUAGUCGAGUCCAUCACCCUCGUUCCACGCGAGAAGCAGCAGGAAGUGGUCAUCGCCGUGCAGAACCGCGAGUUGGCUCUCUACGUGUCGAAUACCGGCGCCGGUGGUGGCGGCGGUGGCCCGGGCUCGGGAGGCGUUGAGUAUAGCUUUCAGCACCACCCACUGCCGCUGGCAGGUCGCCGGCUCCUGCAGCACCCAACACGCCCAGCCUAUCUCAUUCUCUGCGGUGUCGAGCACCGCAGCCACGGCCGGCAGGAGGUAGAGCGGCACCGCGCUGAGGAUCGUGCCUUCCUCACAGCUCGAAUGGCGGACAUCGCACAGGCCGAGGACCGUGGCGCACACUACGGCGAGGGUCUGUACGGCGGCAUCCCGUACACGGCGCCGCAGCGUUCCCUUGGACGCCCCAACGCGUACCACAGCACGCUGCAGCUCUACCACCGCGAUGCCCAGCGCCUGCUGCCGCCCAUCCACUUUGAGCCAAACGAAGCGAUCACCUCUGUCGCGGUGGGCAGUUUCUUCAAGGAGUUUGGUCGCGAACCGGUCGUCAUUAUUGGCACGGCAUCCUCUUACACACACGGAGCUGGCUGCGGCACCGCCGCGUCGUGGCGGCAUGGCUUCCUGCGCACAUUUCGGUGUGCCAGCGGCAGCGGCAGUGUGGGUGGUGGUAGUGGUGGCGCUGAUGCGUUGCUGAGACUGGAGCUGCUACACAGCACAUACCUGCGCCCGGAUGACAGUGGCAGUACUGUCAGCGGCAAGGAUCGUCUCGCCGGCGCCAAGAGUAGUGGUGUCGCCGCCGCCGGCGGAGGCAACAGCAUAGACACGGCUGCGAAGCCGGACUACCCCUCCGCGUUGUGCAUCUGCGAGCCGGUAGGCAUUCUGUUCGUUGGCAUGGGCGCCGCACAGGGGCUGCGAAUCUACUCGUGGGGAAAGGAGCACCUCCUUCGCCGCCGCCACCUCGCGAACACGCCAGGUCAGCGCAUCACCGCCAUCGACUUUGUUUUCGCGUCGCCGCCGGGCAGCCGGAACGUGAACGCGCGCAACGUGUCCUUCUUCGCUGCCGACCUCUACCAGUGCCCGUACGGAGACGCCGAGGGUAUGCGGAUGGUGCGGGAAAAGCAGCUGCUUAUUGUCUGCGGCACCGUGAACGCCUCCGUGUUCAUUGCCGCGCUGCAGCCCGGGACUCCCGCCCCCGCAGCUGCACAUGGCCCAGCGGGAGCAACGACAGCCUCCACACCGUCGUUCCUGCUGCAGAUCAUUACAGACAGCGUACCGCGGCAUAUCACGAGCGUUGUUGUUGUGGACGAGCGCACCGUCGCCGCGUCAGACCGCUUUGGCACGGUGGUGUUCUUGCGCAUCCCGGAAAGCACACGCACAAAAUUUGCCCAACCCGUCCAUCAGUUGCAGGAGGCCGAGCUCAUCGCUGAGGAGACCUACCUGCGCACGCAGCAGACUUUCCGUGAGGUAGCGCGACACCACGUCGGCGAGCUCGUGACGGCACUGCAUGUACAGCCUCAAGACCUCUCGCAGGGCACCGACACGGCUCUUGCGACGAAGAUUGUGUACUACAGCACCGCACUCGGCAGCCUCGGCGCGUACGUGCCACUGCUCUCGGAAGAGGACGGCGCUCUGGCGGCCUACCUGCAGCCGCUCUUGCACUCGCACAUCCGCCCGCUGCUCGGCCCGCCCACCGCCUUGCCUCGGGCGUCACACCUGUCGCACCACGUGGUGGACGGCGACAUCGCGCAGCUACUGCGCGGCGGCGCCACCACGCCAUUCUCGACAGCCGCCAAGGAAGACAUUGCCGACGCCCUGGAGCGGCAAGUGAAGGUGGAAGCGGCGCGUCGCAACGUAUUGGGGCUACCGAAGCGCACUCUGCCUUCUCUCCCGGAGCUCAUUGCAAAGCAGCGCGCGCUACUCAGCCUACCGCUAUAA
Molecule: messenger RNA, 5880 nt
Organism: Leishmania braziliensis MHOM/BR/75/M2904
Lineage: Eukaryota; Euglenozoa; Kinetoplastea; Trypanosomatida; Trypanosomatidae
Exons: 1
Coding region: 1-5880 (1959 amino acids)
Biological process (GO): mRNA splicing, via spliceosome
Cellular component (GO): U2 snRNP; nucleus
Molecular function (GO): U2 snRNA binding; protein binding
Source: RefSeq, a predicted model, not a curated record